AUGCCGCUCUCCUCCCAAACUGCGCUCAGAUGCUCCUCUGCGCUCUUAUGGGCGGCUGGCUGCAUCGGAGCCGACUUCUAGGGACCAAGGUCCCUUUGCCACCCCCCAAAUAAAAUAUUUGAAAGUGGUGCCCCCCUAAGUUGAUAGGCACCUUUCAGAUGAUGUGCGUGUACUGCAUCUUGUGAUUAUGUGGGACGGAGCUUACCUGCCCCUACCUAAUAUAUUACUCAGGUUGGCACCGCUAGCUGCCCGGAGGGGAGAGUGCCCCUGGGCAUGUGCAGAGGGCCCUUUAGCGUGGGGACACUUUUCCUGCUCCAGGAGGAACUACCAAGCUGCUUCGGAGGGGAGGAGGGUGUGCCAGGAGAGUCUCUGCCCGCCUCUUGGCUGGCCACAAGGGAGGUGGUCCCAGCAGAAGGGGGCUGCCCUUCCUCCCUUCCUCCCUGCUGCCCUUUUGCCCCUUCCCGGUGGCGGCGCAGGGUUCCCGCUGCUGCGGGCGAUGCCCUUCUCACCUCCUGUGCUCCCAAGGAGGCUCCUUCCUUCUGCAGACGAGGAAAGUGAUCCACGAAACAGGAUCCUGCCCGCCUCCUUUCUAAGAAGAGGCCCUUGGGGGUUUGCUGCUGAUCUUGAAGCUGCCCGCAGAGCCUGCCUUGGCAACCUGCCUUCCCCCAAAGGGCCUGAAUUAAAUUUUAAUUUCCAGACGGGCCUUCCUUCCGCAGGAGGAGGAGGAGGAGGAGGAGGAGGAGGAAGCUGGCCUGAAGAUGCAGAGGCUGCUGGAGCCGCCCCAGAGAUCGGCUUUCACGGCUGAAGCCACCGGCUCCUUGGCUUUGCGCUGACGACAUCCGCGCCACCUUCGCCACAGGGUGCUUUCUCCCAAGUAAGUCCAUCUGUGCCCAGUGGCACUUAUGCCAGAGCAAAUGUGCGGGCCGUUGCUGGCUUAGAGGCACGACUGGCUUCUCGUGGUGCUGGGAAACCUGCUGGGAAACAGCCUACAGUGCUAGUUGCUCGGGUGCGCUAUAUGAAUUAAUGUUGGCAACAGGGCCAGAAUUAGGUUCAAUGCGGCCCUCGGCUCCUGAAGGUAAUGGGGCCCUUUAUAUGUCCAGCUGUCCUUUGCCAACAACAAAUUGUCGCUGUUUUUGUGUGUUGAAUAUAUGCUAUAUGGUCAUUUAUGGACCUAAUAGGUAUCUCAAGCCAUUUGCCCAUGUUGCCCUGCAACCAGUCCAUGCAGAAUGUAGGCACCCUGUAUAUAGAAAGGAGGAAAGCAGUGAUAUUUUAGGGAGCAGGCUAGCAGGCGGGGCCCCUGACUUGCAUCCUAGGAGCCUAAACAACACAAAACACUGUUGCUGUACGUAGGUUUUAUUUUAUUUGUUUUUUAUCUUGUAUUUUGGAAAUGUACAUCCAGGGGUGUUUUUUUUUCCAUUGAAUUUUUUUUGUGGGCCCCCAAGAGAGUGGGGCCCUAAGCUAGAGCUUAUCUAGCUUAUACAGUGGUACCUCGGGUUACAGAUGCUUCAGGUUACAAACUCCGCUAACCCAGAAAUAGUACCUCGGGUUAAGAACUUUGCUUCAGGAUGAGAACAGAAAUCACGCAGCAGCAGUGGGAGGCCCCAUUAGCUAAAGUGGUGCUUCAGGUUAAGAACAGUUUCAGGUUAAGAACGGACCUCCAGAACGAAAUAAGUUCUUAAAUGAGUAUGUAAAUCCCGCACUGGUCGGCAGUGAGAUCUCCUUGAUAACUAAACAAACGAUUACUCCGUCUUUCCACCUGGCGCUUUUGCAAACAGAACAGGAUUCAGAAAGCAAAUAACCUUCUUUUCAUCUCUUAACAGCAGCCUGGGGCUGCAUUGCCAAAUCCUGGAAGUCUUAAUAAUUUGGACUGUUUGGCAAAUCACCCUCCGGGAAGUGAUGUAUCACAAACUAAGAGCUUAAAUGGCUGUUUUUUAAAUACAUGGCAUGAUUUUAUUUCUUACUCAAAUAUUGAGGCACCUGGUCAUUCAGUGCCGUCAGUACAUGCGAAUGUCUGGCUCAUUUAAGACUAUAGAGAAACUUUAUUCUCAGUAAUGAUGGCAUUCACAGGUGGAGAUAACUUAUUUAUAUUUAUUAUUUGUAAGGGGAAUCUUUGUGUAAGUUAAUACUUUAUUAUUCCAUUAGAGCUGUGCUGUGUCUUUGAACUUUUGUCCUUCCAGGCUGUGACACUUUAUGGUUUAAAUUUUCAAUUAUUUGUGUUAUGUUUGCACUUUUUUUUGUUAACAAAUCAAUAAUAUAUCUAUAUAUUUAAAAUGAAUGGCCUUUGGCAAUCUUAACCUCACUUAAAACAAUUUGAAGAUGUAGAACAACGCUAUGACGCCAUUACUGUGGAGACUUCAUUUUAUUUUUCAGUUUUUCAAAUUAACAAUAAUCGUCAUCAAAUACCAUUGCAUACAUAGUUGUUUAGACUUCCCUCCUCCCCUUCCUUGGUUCCCUAUACAAACAUUUUAAAAACUGCAUCUCCUCCUUAACUCCUUUUACUUAUCACUCUCUAUAUUUCUUCCAAAAUCACCUUUUAACUGCUAGAUUUUAAAUUAAUCCUGCUAAGGUACUUAAUUGUUUACAGUUUUAGAUACAAUAGUCCAAAUAUCUCCCCCAUUCUUUGUUUAAAAACUCUUUCUUCUUGAUUUCUGAAUCUUCCCGUAAGUUUUGACAUUUCUGCGGAGUCCAUUAACUUCGCCAUUCUUCCUUUGGGAGACUUCAUGGGUAACACAAAUGACUAGGUACUCCUUGCUCCAGGGAGCGCACAGAGUGUAAAUUUUGUCAGAGAUUUGAAGAGGAGGGUUUAACCAGCUGUGUAUUAAGCCGAGUUUCUGUAGCUCAGCUUACCCCAGACUGGAUCUCCCCAGAUGUUUUGAUCUACAUCUCCCAUCAGGUUCAGGGUUGGCGAGAGUUGUACUGUACUCCAGAACAUUAAUAAUAAUAAUAAUAAUAAUAAUAAUAAUAAUAAUAAUAAUUUAUUAUACCCUGCCCAUCUGGCUGGGUUUCCCCAGCCACUCUGGGCGGCUUCCAACAGAAUAUUAAAAUACAAUAAUCUCUUAAACAUUAAAAGCUUCCCUAAACAGGGCUGCCUUCAGAAAUCUCCUAAAAGUCUGGCAGGUUUGUAAACACUGUUGUAUAUAUAAUGAGUCCAGUUAAAAAGAAAGGCGUUGUUAAAAGAAUUCCCUACUCCUGCUAACUUGUAUCGCACCUCCAGGACCCCGUCCAUUUACAAAAAAGAAAAAGGCACCAAAAUGGAUUUUGCAUGAUCACAGAAUGAUGGAAAGGGUCUGCUAUAAUCUGUGUUCAACUCCUGUUUUCCUAUGAACUCUAAAGUUUCUGCAGCUUCUCACAGAGUGUUUUCUGUUGUGGUUUGCUCUCGUUUUUACAGGUUGAAGACGUCUCUGGUCGUCUGAAGGAUUCAGAUACCCAAAAGGAUAAAUUAAUUGCUGGAGGGUAUUUCCGUUUCAUAUUUGCAAUGGAGAAAUACGAAAAAAUCAGCAAGAUUGGGGAAGGCUCCUACGGGGUGGUGUUCAAGUGCCGGAACAGGGACACGGGUCAGAUUGUGGCCAUCAAGAAGUUUCUGGAAUCGGAAGACGAUCCUGUUAUCAAAAAAAUUGCCCUUCGGGAGAUCCGCAUGUUAAAGGUAACUUCGUCAGAAUCCCGUUGUGGGGAAUCCAGUUAAACGAGGGGCUGCCUACAGAUUCAUUUUCCCACAAAUUAAAUAAUGUUCUUCUUUUUAACCAAUUUUAUUGACCGAAUGAUUUUAAGAUUAAAAAGGAAGAAGAAAUCAUCAGCACAUCACAGCACAGGUAUAUUCCCUAAUACACUAACUUUUGUGGAGCUUUGUUUGAUUAGAGAUCUGCUCUGGGAAAUUUGGGCCGGUGCGAAAUUUAAAGCAUGCCUGUGCUUUGGUUCUGGUAAUCUUUUGGAACCUGCAAAAAUCUGAUAGAUUGGGCUACUGCAAUGCGCUCUACGUGGGGCUACCUUUGAAGGUGACCCGGAAACUACAACUAAUCCAGAAUGCGGCAGCUAGACUGGUGACUGGAGGCGGUCCCUGGGACCACAUAACACCGGUCUUGAAAGAUCUACAUUGGCUCCCAGUAUGUUUCCGAGCACAAUUCAAAGUGUUGGUGUUGACCUUUAAAGCCCUAAAGCGCCUCGGUCCGAUAUAUCUGAAGGAGCAUCUCCACCCCCAUCGUUCUGCCCAGAAACUGAGGUCCAGCGCCAAGGACCUUCUGGGGGUUCCCUCCCUGCGAGAAGCCAAGUUACAGGGAACCAGACAGAGGGCCUUCUCAGUAGUGGCACCCGCCCUGUGGAAUGCCCUCCCACCAGAUGUCAAAGAGAUAAACAACUACCUGACAUUUAGAAGACAUCUGAAGGCAGCCCUGUUCAGGGAAGCUUUUAAUGUGUGACAUUUUAGUGUAUUUUUCGUCUUUGUUGGAAGCCGCCCAGAGUGGCUGGAAAAACCCAGCCAGAUGGGCAGGGUACAAAUAAUAAAUUAUUAUUAUUAUUAUUAUUAUUAUUAUUAUUUGAAUGCAAACCGUAUCAAAUCACUCCCCCAUCCCUAAUCACGGCAUCCCUGCCUGCCAUCCUUCCUUUUUGGCAAACUAGGAGAAGCUUGCUAGUUUGAGAGUUGGCGUCAGAAGCUGCCACCGGCCAAACAUUGGGUCUGGCAAAUGGCGACUGGUGUGCCCACCCAGCUUUUGCACAGUUUCUGCUGUGCAGGAGAACUUCCCUGGGGGUGUUCACCUUGGAGAUCAGAUCUCCCUCUAGCCCAGCCUUUGCCAACCCGGCGCCCUCCGCACUACAACCUCCAUCAUCAGCCCCUGACAGCAUCUUUCUUUUUUUGUUUGCAUUUUAUUUAUUUAUUAACAUUCUUAUAUCACAUCGGUAAACAUUGUCAUAUUACAUUACAGGGCUUACUAUAAUAUGAUUUCCAACAUGUAUACAAAAAUUAUAUACACAUUUUAUAUACCUAGAAAGAAAAGGAAAACAAAAGGAAAGAACAAAGGAAAAAAACAAAAAACAAUUUUUCCAAAAAUCAUAUACAUACCAACACACUAGACUUCCUGUCUUUCCCGUUGUAUUGUCCUUUUUUACAAAUGAAUGUACUCUUAUUAUUGUACAUUUCUUUACAUAUUAUCUAAUACAUUCCUAUAUCAAUAUGUGCUCUUAGUCUUAUUUCUCAACUCAGCCUCACUCCCAUGUCAAUCAAAUGCUAGCAUAGAUAGCGAACCUUUGCUGUAUUUUUGAACGUGUGUUUUAUAUCUAACCCACUUUUCCAUAAAUUUUUGUUUUGAAUUGCCUCUCAGGGUAUUGGUUAACUGCGCCAUUUCAGCAAAUUCUUGGAGCUUUGUAAUGCCAGUCCGUUAUUGUCGGGCUUUUCGUUCCUUCCACCCCUUUGCCACCAAAGUCUGAGCUGCGCCCGUUGCACAUAAGAGCCCCUGACAGCAUCACUGCUGGCUGCUUUGGCCUUUAAGGACAUAUCCCACAUCUCGGCUUUGUCUCAGGGUAGUGUUCUGAGCUUAAGGGACGUGAGAGCUCAACGCAGCCGUUGCUGUUUCCCCCCUUGCUAGGGAUAUAUUUCCCGUCUCCCCUCUUUGUUCUGAACGGUUUUAAAGUCCAGCUUCGUGUCCCAGGGUGCAAGAAUGUGUCACCUAGGAAACAUCAGGGGGGUGCCUGGGUGCGGCUUUUCCUGGGAGACGCUGGCCGAGCGCGCUAACUAAGCCAUCUUACUCUGUGGCUCCUAAUCUCUGGUUUCAUUUUGGCGCAUCUCCCAGAGCCCUUGGCAUUCUCGCCGGCAUUGUUGUAGGAACACAAGGAGCAGGCGGUGUGGUCUCCUUGGGCUGAAUGGUCUGUGCUUUGCUCCCAGCAGGGAAGGAUAAAAUUGUAGAGUUGGAAAAGGGGCUCCAAGAGGUAUCUAGUCCAACCCCCCUUUAAUGCAGGAAUAGGCAGCUGUCCCUUACGGGGAUCGAACCUGCAACCUUGGCGUUAUCACAACUGAGCUAUCCCGGCCCAAGUAUCACCUCUGGCGGAGAUUUCCCUGAACCACAGUGUAACGUCCGAUAGAGGAACUGUUUAGCUAGAAGAGCUUUGUUUGCUCAUUAAUAUUGUGAAAUAAUAAUAAUAAUAAUAGGGACGUGGGUGGCGCUGUGGGUUAAACCACAAAGCCUAGGGCUUGCCGAUCAGAAGGUUGGCGGUUCGAAUCUGCAAGAUGGGGUGAGCUCCCGUUGCUCGGUCCCUGCUCCUGCCAACCUAGCAGUUUGAAAGCACGUCAAAGUGCAAGUAGAUAAAUAGGUACCGCUCUGGUGGGAAGGUAAACGGUGUUUCCGUGUGCUGCUCUGGUUCGCCAGAAGCGGCUUAGUCAUGCUGGCCACAUGACCUGGAAGGUGUACGUCGGCUCCCUUGGCCAAUAAAGCGAGAUGAGCUCUGCAACCCAAGAGUCAGGGGUCCCUUUACAUCAUAAUAAUAAUAAUAAUAAUAAUAAUAAUAAUAAUAAUAAUAAUAAUUUAUUUAUACCGAUAAGAACAGAACACCAGCCCAUGCGAUAAGAACAGAACACCAGCCCAUCAGGCCCCUCUAAGUGAAGCAUCCUGUUCUCACAGGGGCCACCCACAAGCAGGAGUCGAACACAAGAGCAACUCUCCCCCCCCCCCGGGGUUUCCAGCAGCUAGUGUAGCCUUAUUGGAGUUCACCGAUUGGGUCUGCGUUGCUCCCAGACAGGAGGAAGGAAGUCAAAUGACACCGAGGUUUGGUUCAGAGAAAGGGUUCUUUAUUUUUGCUCUCCGGAACAGCAGAAAGGCACUUGCAUGGUCAGUCCACAGCAAGUCCAAAGAAAUGAGGAAUUGCAUGCAGUAUAUAUAUCCUCCAGGCACCCUCUCCCCCCUUCCCCAGGAAUCCAACCACGUCAGCCUAUACACGCAGGUUGACAUCACAUAUGUUCCUGCUCCGGUACUCUUAACCAUAAAAGGGUAUUCCUUCCUGUACUUCUGACCAUAAAAGGGUAUUCCUGUUCCUAUACUCUUAUCUUGGAGCAAGAGGUCACCAUCUCCAAGAACACACUCUGGCGCUGUUCCCGGACUAGGUCUGUGCGUCAGAGUGUGGUAAGAUAAGACCCAGACAUGUCAUCCCUACUCCGCUGGAACAGCCAAGGUCAUCCUUGCCAUCACAAACUGAUAAAGGAGAGGGCUCUGAGCACUUGUUUAUACAGCCGGGUUUUUGUUUAUACAUUGACUCAUAGCUCGUUAAUGGAUUUUAGCUAAGGAAAAAUAGGAUUUUGGUGCCCGUUUCAAACCGCCUGCACAGUCAGUUUUUGGGUUUGGGAAACCCAUUCCUUUACUAGUAUUCAGAACUCCCUCCUGUGGCAGAGAGUCCCACAGUUUAACUACAUGCUGCAUGAAGAAUGGGCUGGCUACCACCCUCUCCCUUUGUGCACUGUGUCACAGGCGCAAGGCUAGUCAAUGGCCCAGACUAUGCAAAUGGUAGCCUGCAAAUUAAAACACAUUCUGCAUAUUAUUAUUAUUAUUAUUAUUAUUAUUAUUAUUAUUGGUGUUUGUUUAUGCCACGUAACUUUGCCAUAAUGGUGUAAACACAUUGAUUUCCGCCAAUCCUUGGACAAAUUCGUAGAUAGUUCCUGGGGAGUCACAGUGCUGUCUUGUUUCUGGGGCUUCCCAUCAAUGGUUCCCCCCACCUAAGUUUUUUGUUGUUCUUAUGUUAUUGUAUUUUAAUGCUUUGCUGGAAGCCACCUAGAGUGGUUGGGGAAACCCAGCCAGAUUGGUGGGGUAUAAAUUAUUAUUAUUAUUAUUAUUAUUAUUAUUAUUAUUAUUAUUAUUAUUUGUAAGCCGCCUUGGGUCCCUGUCAUGGAAAAAAUUGGGGUAUAAAUAAAUAUUUCAUCAUUUUAACAAUAAUUUCAAGCAAGAAACAGAGCAAUCAGAGCCUGUUGCUUUUUCACAAGCCUUGCACUCUUAAAAAAAAGGACCGUUCCUGACACGCUCUUCUGGCCUGCAGAUGUCUGCAUAACCUUUAUCUGCCGCAUCAGAGUCGCCGUUUCCUUGGUGCAAGAUUUGCCGUGGGUGACGGCCGUUACCCACCGUGGGCUGUGCCUGCCAUAAGUCUUCCGUAUACAAUACCCUGGCACCGAACUUGAGUCGCUGCCCAUCAGCUAAGAGCUGGAGAUUAGGCCGUUCGCAGGAAUUUGCUUAUUGUCAAAGCACAGAAUUGUACAGCAGGAAGGGACCCUGAGGGUCAUCCAUCCCAACCCCCUGAAAUGCAUGUCGUACCCAUCCAACCUCUUGCUUGAUUGCAUCAAAGUUCUAUCCAUUCCAGAGACACCUGAGGCCUGAUAGAGCCUGGCAGAAUGGAAAUGUUUUCUGCAGGCAUUUAAAUGUUGGCACAGAAGGGGCUCGCUCAAUCUCUAGUGGCAGGGGGUUCCACAGGACUGGGACAAUAACCCUAAAGGCUCGGUUUCUUGUUAUUGUCAAAUGAGCCUCAUCAGCUUGGGAAAUGACCAAAGGUGUUCCUGCAGAUGAUCUCAAGGAUCGAGCUGGGAUAGAAGGGUUCGGGGGGGGGGGUCCCUGAGACACCCCGGUCCUAAGCUGUUCUGGGCUUUGUAAAUUAAUACAAAAACCUUGAAUCCGGCUUGGUUGUUAAGUGCCUCAGCUAAGCCUGCCUUCCCCCAAACUGGGGUCAAUAUCAGAUGUUGUUCCUUUUAAUUAAUUAUUAUUUAAUCAAUAAUUAAAUCAAUAAUUUAAUUAUUAAUCAAAUAAAUAAAUAAAUCAUCAAUUUAAUUAAUUAAUUAAUUAAUUAAUUAAUUAUUGAGUUGCUUAUUAAUCAAACUAACAAUUUAAUUCAUUAUUAGUUUAGUUAAUUUGUUUAUACGUGCAAACAAAAGUAAAACAAGCACAGUAUUUAUGUAUUUUUUAAGCCAAUUAUUCGCUGUGGAACUCACUCCCACUGGAGGCAGUGAUGAUCACCAACCUGGGUGGCUUUAAAAGAGGACGAGACAAAUUCAGGGAGGAGAGGACUAUUAAUGGCUAUGCUCUGCGUCCAGAGUCAGAGGCAGUGAUGUCACUGUUGCAGGAAACCCCAGGAGGAGAGAAGGGCUGCUCUUGUGCCUGGGUGCUGCUUGCGGGUUUCCCACUAGGGCAGUGAAAUAUACUCUGAGUCGAGAGUGGAUUUCAUGCUCUUUAUUCAGCUCAUAGGGGUGAGGAGGAAUGAAAGCUUCCCCAAAGUAUCUGCUUUAUAUACAUUAUUUCCACAAUGGGCCCCACGUGAUUGGCUAAUUCUGGAAUUCUCCUGUAGGCCAAUCAGGUUGUGGAUUCACUUCUAUCUGGAGCUGGAUUGGCUGGCUCCUGCAGACCAAUCAGACUGCUGCAUUUUGGAUCCUAUUCAACUCAGUACAUAACAGGCAGCCUAUCUCAACCUGUGGGUCCCCAGAUGUUGUUGAACUACAACUCCCAUCACCCCUAGCUAGCAAGGCCAGAGCUCAGGGAUGAUGGGAGUUGUAGUCCAACAACAUCUGGGGACCCACAGCUUGAGAAUCACUGCACUAGGGCAUCUGGUUGGCCACUGUGAGAACAGGAUGCUGGACUUGAUGGGUCAUUGGCCCUGAUCCAGCGGGUUCUCCUAUGUUCUUAAGUUCAGCAGGAAGCUCUGGAACAUGCGCUGACGGUAUGAAACGGUGUGCCCACCCGAAAGCCUUUGCAGAUGCAAAAAAUAAUAAAAAUAAUAAUUUAUUAUUUAUACCCCGCCCACCUGGCUGGGUUUCCCCAGCCACUCUGGGCAGCUUCCAAUACAACACUAAAAUACAAUAACCUAUUAAACAUUAAAAGCUUCCCUAAACAGGGCUGCCUUCAGAUGUCUUCUAAAAGUUUGGUAGUUAUUUUUCUCUUUGACAUCUGGUGGGAGGGCGUUCCACAGGGAGGGUGCCACCACCGAGAAGGCCCUCUGCCUGGUUCCCUGUAACUUGGCUUCUCGCAGUGAGGGAACCACCAAAAGGCGCUCGGCACUGGACCUCCAUGUCCGGGCAGAACGAUGGGGGUGGAGAUGCUCCUUCAGGUAUACUGAACCGAGGCUGUUUAGGGCUUUCAAGGUCAGCACCAACAAUUUGAAUUGUGCUCAGAAACGUCCUGGGAGCCACUGUAGGUCUUUCAAGACUGGUGUUAUGUGGUCUCGGCGUCUGCUCCCAGUCACCAGUCUAGCUGCCGCAUUCUGGAUUAGUUGUAGUUUCCGGGUCACCUUCAAAGGUAGCUCCACAUGUUGACUGUGUAUGACCAUCCUCAGCACAAAUAAUAAUUAAUGCUUGAUUUUAAAAACUUUGGUGGUCCCCUUUGGCAGACCAGUUUGUGUGUCUUGCUGGAAACCAGCUUCCUUCAGUGGGAACCUUUGGCCCUCCAGAUGUUGAGGAACUGGAAUCCAGUGGCAUCUCGUGGGCUAGAGAUUCCUCUUCCCUAGUCUGCUGUCCCCAGUGCCCAAAACCCUCUUGCCGAAAUAAUAAUAAUAAUAAUAAUAAUAUAUUAUUUAUACCCCGCCCAUCUGGCUGGGCUUCCCCAGCCACUCUGGGCAGCUUCCAACAAAAUAUUAAAAUACAAUAGUCCUUCAGAUAUUAAAAGCUUCCCUAAACAGGGCUGCCUUCAGAUGUCUUCUAAAAGUCUGGUAGUUGUUCUUCUCUUUGACAUCUGGUGGGAGGGAGUUCCACAGGGCGGGUGCCACUACCGAGAAGGCCCUCUGCCUGGUUCCCUGUAGCUUUGCUUCUCACAAUGAGGGAACCGCCAGAAGGCCCUCGGAGCUGGACCUCAGCAUCCAGGCCGAAUGAUGGGGGGUGAGACGCUCCUUCAGGUAUCCUGGGCCGAGGCUGUUUAGGGCUUUCAAGGUCAGCACCAACACUUUGAAUUGUGCUCAGAAACGUAGUGGGAGCCAAUGCAGAUCUUUCAAGCUGGCUGUGGGUCUCUACAGCCUGCAGAGAAACCCAGCAGCUCAGGCCAGGCUCCCGGAUGACAAAUGCGCCUUCUGGCCACACACCCGUCGGUCAACAAAACGAGAAAGGCGAUGGGGCUGAGAGGGAACGUUUGCCAGCCUCCGCUCUGGGUUGGUUCCGGCAAGCGUGGGCUUGCUGCUCCGCCAUCGCUCAGAAAACACCUUCUCAGUCAAUAGUAACAGAUUGUUUGUUUGAGAAGCGGAGAAGGGCUGAGCAACGGAAGGGCUUGUCCGACAUCUCAGGCGGCUGCACGUUCAGCAGGGGGAAAUGGGAUUCCUGAUCAGUCAUUUUUCAGCCGUGUAAACACUUGCAGGACAAAGGCCCCAGUGGCACACAGAAGCCCGGAUCAGGGAGAUUAAAGAGGCCCCGCUGUUUAUCUUCCUUUUUUCUCCCUCUCUCUCUCUUUCUCUGUUUGAGAUGCAAAUGAUGGGUUUUGAAAUAUAUGGGAGGCAGGAGCGCCAGAGCCUUUCUCCUCCUCCUCGCUGUGAUGUUGUUAGCAGCUCUGUGUUGAGCUGGGCAUUCAAAGGGACUUUGAAGACUAAGAUAAUCAAAGGUGGGUUUCUGCAGCUGACCAAGGGAAAAGGCGUGUUUAUUGGAGAAUGGAGUUUGCAGGUGUGGAAGGAAAAACUGAUACAUGAGAGAGGCCAGCAUAACAGGAAUUCAUGCCCACGUUUAGAAUGGAAAGAUUUCGCUUAUUCAUUUCGUUUAUUCAAUUCAUCCCAUUUGUUGUUGUUUAGUCAUUUAGGACAGAUGGUAGGGGAAAUGGAAUUGCAGGUUGGUUGUGCUGACAGCAAGACUUACGUUGUGCUUGUGGCAAAAGUUCACUGCCUGGAGGGUCUGCCAAGUGAUGCUUUUCACGAGGUGCUCCGGGACUCUGCAAAGAGAAUUAAAAAGAAGAGAAGGAGGAGAGAGCUUGAAAUUCCACAACCGCUUGACACAAGUCCAUCAGCAAAGGGAAGGGAUGGUGACAGGUUGUAUUCCUGCACUGGGGUUUUGUUGUUUAGUUAUGUCCGACUCUUCGUGACCCCCUGGACCAGAGCACGCCAGGCACUCCUGUCUUCCACUGCCUCCCACAGUUUGGUCAAACUCAUGCUGGUAGCUUCGAGAACACUGUCCCACCAUCUCGUCCUCUGUCGUCCCCUUCUCCUUGUGCCCUCCAUCUUGCCCAACAUCAGGGUCUUUUCCAGGGAGUCUUCUCUUCUCAUGAGGUGGCCAAAGUAUUGGUGCCUCAGCUUUAGGAUCUGUCCUUCCAGUGAGCACUCAGGGCUGAUUUCCUUAAGAAUGGAGAGGUUGGAUCUUCUUGCAGUCCAUGGGACUCUCAAGAGUCUCCUCCAGCACCAUAAUUCAGAAGCAUCCAUUCUUCAGCGAUCAGCCUUCUUUAUGGUCCAGCUCUCACUUCCAUACAUCACUACUGGGAAAACCAUGGCUUUAACUAUACAGACCUUUGUUGGCAAGGUGAUGUCUCUGCUUUUAAGAUGCUGUCUAGGGUGGUCAUUGCGUUUCUCCCAAGCAGCAGGCGUCUUUUAAUUUUGUGACUGCUGUCACCAUCUGCAGUGAUCAUGGAGCCCAAGAAGAUAAAAUCUCUCACUGCCUCCAUUUCUUCCCCUUCUAUUUGCCAGGAGGUGAUGAGACCAAUGGCCAUGAUCUUCGUUUUUUUGAUGUUGAGCUUCAGACCAUAUUUUGUGCUCUCCUCUUUCACCCUCAUUAAAAGGUUCUUUAAUUCCUCCUCAUUUUCUGCCAUCAAGGUUCCUUUUUCUCCAAAGAGCUCAAGGGGGCCUGCACAUUUCUCUUCCUCCUCAAUUAAUUCCCGCAACGACCCUGUGAGCCAGUGACUGGCCUACAACCACCCACUGAGGUUCAUGGCCAAGUGGGGAGUUUCUUAAUUUUGUUGUUGUUUGUUAUUAAGUAGGACGUCCUUAUUUUCAUCAUAGAGAUAUUGGAGGGGAUGUAGCUUUAACUGAUUUUUAUUGUCUUUGGUUACUCAUGUAUUGCUAAGAUAUUGUUGUGAUUAAGUGGUAUGGCAAAUUGUUGAAAUAUAUAUAUAAUAAAUAUUUUUCAUGGAAAUGGAAACAUUUACUUAAUUCUUAGUGACGCCUCUCAACUUCCAUAUUCCUUUUUCUUCAUACACUUUUAAAAAUUAUUCUUACACAACAUGAAGAUAAGGAAAGGGAAGGGAAGGAAAGCCCUCCACAUUUUUUCUCCAUCCAUUUCUAUGCAAAAAAGCAAAACGAACUUGGUAACCCCAGCAGAAGAAUGCAAAUAAAGUCAAUGCACAACUGACCUGGAGACUCAACCUUGCAGCUGUUUAAAGGAUGGAAUUAAGAAAUGCAGGGUUUUGGUUUGGGGUUUUUGUAUGUGUAUAUUUGCAAGGAACGCAAGUCUGCUGAGAGAACGUCCCCUCUGCUCUGAUCUUUUGUGGGGAAAGAGCUGUGGUUUGCACACUUUGCACAUGCUCAGAACUCUUUUCCCUCUCUGGGUUCUUGCUUUGACCAGGGAGCUCUGAGUUCAAGUCUCCAUCUGACCACAAAGCUGACUGGGUGACCUGAGCUUGCUUGCUCUCUCUCUCUGUCAACUCCUUCACAUGGCGGUUGUUAGAAUAAAAAAGGGGGGGACAUGUAUUAUUUACAUUUUAUUUUAUUAGAUUUACUUUAGUUUUCCAGCCUGCUUUUCAGGGUCUCGGCCCUCAUGAAGUAGAGUGCAACGUACUUUUAAAAAAGAAAGAAUUUCAAGCCAUAGAGAGAGGAAUACCCAGCUAAUCAACAAAUAGCCGCCUAUUUAUUCCAGUGUGCAUUUGGCUAAUUUUAGUGUACUGCGCUUGUAACUGAGGUUAUUAUCUGUGGCUGUUAUCUCAUUUAUUGUCUUAAGAGUGCAGCAGGAGAUAGUUCCUUGGUUACGGGUUCAAUCCACAGUCCUCUUAGAAUAAGGUUACCAGAUUUUUUUCAAUGAAUCCGGGGACACGUUAAAUAAAUAAAUACAUAAAUACUACACGUUCGGGACGUUGAUGCUGCAGCGAUGGUGGUGGCAGAGGGGCUGCCGCUGCCUUGACCUCAACUGCCACGUUUCCCCUUCCUCCAAGGCUUCUAUCUCCUUUCUCCAUGAGCCUGGGCAGCCCCUGAGUUGUUAGUUCUUCGGUGGUGGGGGGUUGUGCAGUGGUUUAGGCAUGGAAGGCGGAGAAGGAGGGCCGAGAGCGGUGGUGGUGGCGAGGCUCGGGCAGCGCGAUGCCUCCCUUCCCAUCGGAGCAGCCCCAAUCCCAUUCCUACUUGUGUGCAAGCAGGAGGGGGCGGGGAUCCCUCAGCUGGGAAGGGAGGCUUCCUGUUGCCUAACAGAGAGAUCUCUGCCCCCUCCUGCUUUCACGCAAGCUCUGAUAGGCAGCGUGAAGCCUCCCUUCACAGCUGAGAGAUCCCUGCCAUGCUCCUGUUUGCACGCAAGUAGGAGUUGUGAGGCUGCUCCAAUAGGCAGCAUGAAGCCCCCCUUCACAGCUUAGUUGCGGGGGUCAGGGAAGGGGGAGGCAGCCCGGAAGCUGCAUCUUGGAGCCCCUGCACCACCAUCAGAUGGGGACUUCCCAGCAGCUCCUGAAGCCAGCCAGAGCCAACUGCUCCGGGCUGCUGAGACUGCCGCUGCUGCGUUUCCCGGGGACAUUAGAUGAAAUCCGGGGACAUUCCGGGGAUGGAAUUUGUCCGGGGACUUAUUCACAAAUCCGGGGACUGUUCCCGGGAAACGGGGACGUCUGGUAACCCUAUCUUAGAAUGCCCUCCUGUCCUUUCCAGCAACUGAAACACCCCAACUUGGUCAACCUCUUGGAGGUUUUUCGAAGGAAGAGAAAGCUCCACCUGGUCUUUGAAUACUGCGACCACACAGUCCUCCAUGAGCUGGACAAGAACCCACGGGGGUAAGUAGCUAGUCCCUGGUGUGACUCCCCUGUAACCCCUCUGUCAACAAACCAGCGCAAAACAAGAGUACACCAUUUAGGCACCAGUUUAGAGCCAAUUGGACCAGGCUGGGUUUGGGGCCCUUUACUCGUGACCCCGGUUUGAGUGGCAAUCGCUCAGUUUUUUGGGGGGGCAGCGUCACAAAAAGUUGGGUUUGUGGCACAAAACCAGCACAAAACUUUGGCACCUGUUUGGAGUCAACCAGACAAGAUUGGAUUUGGGGGCAUUAACUUGCGACCCUGUUUUUGCUUCGUCAAUUAUGCGGUUGGAGGGGCAGCACGGAAUGUGGAGUUCGCAGCCCAAAAUGGCACAAAACUAUAGCACAAAACUUUGACAUCAGUUUGAGGGGGGGUGCAGAACUUCGGGGUCACGCAUUAAUUAAGCUUCAGUGAAUGCUGGGGAGAGACGAUUUUGACUUACUGUUGCUGCGGUUUGGUUGUUUUAAGAUAGAGUUAGGGUUAGCAGACGUCCCCAGAUUUGCAAAUCUGUCCCUGGACAAAUUCUGUCCCCGGAAUGUCCCCAGAUUUGCAAAUCUGUCCCCGGGAAACAUGGCAGCGGCAGCCUCAGCAGCCCAGAACCAGCCUGGUAGUGCAGUUGGCUCUGGCUGGCUUCAGGAGCUGCUUGCUGCCAUGGCGCCCGCCAUUUUUGCUCGCCGGAAGUCCCCAUAUGAUGUGUCUUGUGCACAUAGGAUGUGACUUGUGUGAUCUCCUUCCCCCUUUGUUUUGACUGAUCGGGGGAGGCUUGGGAGUUGCUGGCGGGCAGUCGUUGCCCAGUUUUUUAAAAAACUCUGUGCAUUUAUGUUUCACAGGGUGCGAAAGAAGGGCUUUGCACAUUUAUACAAUAUGCAUGUGUGCUUGAGCCCAGGGUCUUUUGCCUCACCAUCCCCACUACUGACUCCCUGUUGCUACUCAGCUUCAAAAAAAAAAAAAAAAAGUGUCCCCGGAUCAAUUGAAAAAAAUCUCGUAACCAUAUUUUAAGAACGUAAGAAGAGGCCUGUUGUCUUUGUCCAUGGAGUUUUCUUGGCAGGGAUACUGGAGUGGCUUGCCGGUUCCUCCUCCAGGUGGAUCACGUUUGGUCUAAACUCUCCACUAUGACCUGUCCAUCUUGGGUGGCCCUGCACGGCAUAGCUCAUAGCUUCUCUGAGUUAUUCAAGCCCCUUCGCCACGGCAAGGCAGUGAUCCAUGAAGGGUGCUGGAGGAGACUCUUGAGAAUCCCAUGGACUGCAAGAAGAUCAAACCUCUCCAUUCUGAAGGAAAUCAGCCCUGAGUGCUCACUGGAAGGACAGAUCCUGAAGCUGAGGCUCCAAGACUUUGGCCACCUCAUGAGAAGAGAAGACUCCCUGGAAAAGACCCUGAUGUUGGGAAAGAUGGAGGGCACAAGGAGAAGGAGACGACAGAGGAGAUGGCUGGACCGUGUUCUCGAAGCUACCAGCAUGAGUUUGACCAAACUGGGGGAGGCAGUGGAAGACAGGAGUGCCUGGCGUGCUCUGGUCCAGGGGGUCACGAAGAGUCGGACACGACUAAACAAGAAGAAGAAGAAGAAGAAAAGGCUGCUGGAUCAGUCCAGUGGCAUAAGAUGGAGAUGCUCACUGCAUUAGCAUUCCUAUUGAAGAUCUUGCUCGCCCAUUAGGUGUCAUGGGGGGGGGGUCAUAGCUUGGGACACAGCGCAGAGAAUGAGUCAGGCCUCUUCCCAGCUUCAGACAAGGAUGGUCCCCCGGCAGAUUCCCUUACACCCAGGAAGACAUUGUCUGCAGCCUGCCUAAUAUCAAGUGGCAGGGAGUUCCAAAGUGGAUCAUUGGCAGCCUUGUAAAUGAGCAAUGUUACCAUUUGGAGGUGAAUUGACACCUUUAGGCAGACAAAAUGGAAUUGCCCAGAGCUUUCAUUAUCAUGCCUCCUUCUCUCUCUCUCUCUCUCUUUUAAGUAUAUCUGUAUUGACUUAAAAUAAAUACAUUUAUGGGAAGACGGACAAACGAACAAAUAAACAAACAUACAAUCAAACAAACACAUAAUGAAGAAGUCAAACAAACAACCACAAUAUAAGAAACAACAAAAUUAGUAUAACUAGCAUCAUUUAUACUCCCGAUACUGAAAUUAAUUAUAAAACAUAUAAAGAAAGAAAUUAAAAAUGACUUCCAAUUAAUCUCACUGUACUUUAUCUAUCAAUUACCUUAUACCGCACAGUUGCAUAUUUCUUAUCUAGUCUCUUUUUAUAUCAUGCCUCCUUCUCAACAGCGUUUUUGCUCCGAGAAUCAAGCAAACCACAGACUCCAGCCAAACCACAACCAUGUUUCAGGGAGUGUGGGGUUGAGAACUGGAUCUGCCGUCUGGGGUGCUGCCAUUGUGAAAAGAACUGCAUUUAAAUUAUUUUCGUUUUAAAUCUUCAGGGGAGGGCAGAAUAAAAAGUCCCAUACAUGUUGCAAAUUCCUGAGAUGUUGGACUGGACAAGUACAACAUUUUUUAAAAACAACCACCAUCCUGUGGGACACAUGGUUUUUGGAUUCCCCAUGGAUGAGACCCCAUCUCUGGGGGAACGGGGCCAAGGGUGGUCCUGUGCAAGCGGUUGCCAGGGGGUCUCCUUCACUGCCUGCAAUAUGUAGCAAUAAACCGUCUCCUAAAAGUCACACAGGGACAGCUGCAGUGACUUUCACUGGUUCCGGCGCCUGCGAGAACCCUUUCCCCUUUCAUUUGUCAUUUUUAUCACCCAGUUUUUCUCUGCAUGAUGGUUUCAGACUUGCUGAUUCUGUUCACAUGAAAAGUUUUUAAAGUUGUGUCAGCUUCUUCUCUGAGCUUCCUUAUGCUGGGACCUUCUGCAUUCAAAGCAAUUUUUCUGACACUAAAUUACGGCCAAUCUCUGUGUGUGAACAGAGUUAUACAAAGCCAGACUGUUUGUCCACCUAGCUCAGUGUUGUUGACUCUGACUCGCCAAACCCACCUAGAGAGAUACCGGGGGGUUUGGUGCAUAGUUAAACUAUGGAACUCACUGCCACAGGAGUCAGUCCUGGCCACUAACCUAGAAGGCUUUAAAAAAGAGGAUUAGGCAAAUUCACAGAGCAGAAAAAGGCUAUUGAUAGCUAUUAGCUAUGAUGGCUCGGCUCAGGCGCCAUACUUUGGGCAGCAAUGCAUUUGAAUACCAGUUUCUGGAAACCGCAGGUCCUGCAGCAGGGAGUUCCAAAGGUUCGUUGCACAUUGCGCAGCUCUGUUUAUUUCCAACGCACAUGAGCACAUGUUCAGUGAGUGGCUACUAGCCACAAUGGCUAGGCUCUCCCUCCACAGUCAAAGGCAGCAAUGGUUCUGAAUACCAGAUGCUGGGAACCCAGGAAGGGGAAGAUGGCUCUUGAGCUUGAAUCCUGUUUGUGGGUUUCCCAUAAUAGACAUCUGGUUGGCCACUAGGAGAACAGGAUGCUGGACUUGAUGGGCCUGCGGCCUGAUCCAGCACGGCUCAUCGCAGGUAUUGCAGUUUCCUUGUUGUUUUGUUGUUGUUGUUGUUGAGUGGGUCUGUGAAUUAUGUUAAGUAACAUAAAAUACUCCUUCAUGGAUCACUGCCUUGCUGUGGCAAAGGGGCUUGAAUAACUCAGAGAAGCUAUGAGCUAUGUCGUGCAGGGCCACCCAAGAUGGACAGGUCACAGUGGAGAGUUUUGACGAAAAAGCAGAGACAUCACCUUGCCAACAAAGGUCCGUAUAGUUAAAGCUAUGGUUUUCCCAGUAGUGAUGUAUGGAAGUGAGAGCUGGACCAUAAAGAAGGCUGAUCGCCGGAGAAUGGAUGCUUUUGAAUUCUGGUGCUGGAGGAGACUCUUGAGAGUCCCAUGGACUGCAAGAAGAUCAAACCUCUCCAUUCUUAAGGAAACCAGCCCUGAGUGCUCACUGGAAGGACAGAUCCUGAAGCUGAGGCUCCAAGACUUUGGCCACCUCAUGAGAAGAGAAGACUCCCUGGAAAAGACCCUGAUGUUGGGAAAGAUGGAGGGCACAAGGAGAAGGGGACAACAGAGGACAAGAUGGUGGGACAGUGUUCUCGAAGCUACCAGCAUGAGUUUGACCAAACUGUGGGAGGCAGUGGAAGACAGGAGGGCCUGGCGUGCUCUGGUCCAGGGGGUCACGAAGAGGCGGACACAACUAAACAACAAAACCCCAGUGCAGGAAUACAACCUGUCACCAUCCCUUCCCUUUGCUGAUGGACUUGUGUCAAGCUCCUUCUCUUCUUUUUAAUUCUCUUUGCAGAGUCCCGGAGCACCUCGUGAAAAGCAUCACUUGGCAGACCCUCCAGGCAGUGAACUUUUGCCACAAGCACAACGUAUGUCUUGCUGUCAACACAACCGACCUGCAAUUCCAUUUCCCCUACCAUCUGUCCUCCCUAACCCUAUUUCCUUUGGCUGCCAGUGCUGGCGUCACUCUGCAAGCGAUCAGAUCAGACCUCUGGCAAGAGCAGCCUGCCCACCCGCUUGCAGCCCCCUGGGGUGCGAAGGAAGGGAGAAGAAAGGGGUGGGGCCUUCUAGGGAUAGGGGGAGAAAGUUGGCGCUUUGCAUUUAAAGGGGGGGGGUUACCUAAGUCACACAUUCCAAAACAAUUCGCAGACGGAAGCAGAUGCCCUUUGAACUUUGCACUUCUCUGAAACCUUGCAGUGUAGCCAAGUAUUUUGUGCGAAAUGCAGAUACUAGGAUAAAAAUGCGCACAUUAUUUUAAAAAGCAUGCAAAAGUGCAUUGUUUUGGGGGGAAUUGCUUUGCAAAACUUAGCGUGUUGGGCAGAAUUGCUUACAAACUUGUGUAUAUUAGAAACCCACACUAGAACGCUGAUGAAUUCUCACGAGGAUGGUGUUGUUGUUGUUGUUUAAAAACAACAACAACCACAAACUUUUCUGGGAAUGUGGAGAACAAAACUGAAGAUUCUUUGAAUAUUGUACACCACCUUGAUAUUUUAUGAUAUGGCAGUACAGGCUGCCUCUACAAAUAAAUACUUUUCUCAAAUGUUAGGUACAGGGGGAAAAACCAUUACAGUGUGGAAUGUUUCUGUUUAUUACCAUUUUUCAUCCUUUCCCCAACAGACAAAAGUGGGCUUUUCAACAUGCUAAUAAUAAUAAUAAUAAUAAUAAUGGGCAGGCCCAGAUUGUAUCAAGAGCCAUAGCCUAACUGGGGCUCCCCAUUUGCCACCCCCAAUUUUAAAUAAGGUGAAGCCUCUAGCUUUCUACUUGAUUGUCACAUUGACAGCUCUUCCUUUGCUUCCAGUGCAUCCACCGAGACGUGAAACCAGAGAACAUCCUCAUAACCAAGCAUUUUGUCAUCAAACUCUGUGACUUUGGCUUUGCUCGCAUCCUCAGUAAGUGCCUUCAUUUAUCGCUACAAUUUCUGUCUCUCUAUCUGCCAAGCGACUGGGCAUGGCUCUCCCUGCAUCUACUUUUCCUAUAUAAUCCUUGGAAUGUAUUAAUAAAAUUCAGCAAAGGGGAAUAUAUCGGGAAAGGGAGGAGCUCCUCUGGCGACCUUGACCCUUCGGGGCGAUUGUUGGAUAGGUCACCUUUUGUGUGUGAUUCUGACCUCCUGCUCCCACCCUCCCUUAUCCAGCUGGGCCCAGCGAUUACUACACAGACUACGUGGCCACUCGGUGGUACCGGUCUCCCGAGUUGCUCGUGGGGGACACCCAGUAUGGCCCCCCCGUGGACGUCUGGGCCAUCGGCUGCGUCUUUGCAGAGCUGCUGUCUGGGAUCCCUCUGUGGCCGGGGAAAUCGGAUGUGGACCAGCUUUACCUGAUCAGAAGGACGUUGGGUAAGUCCUUGAGAGGUGCCAAGGAAACAGAGAGGCGUUUUUCUUGACUGCAGCUGGCUACAAUCUGUCUCACUCUCCUCUCCGUGGUAAUUGCUGUGGAAGGUAGUGGAACUAUAGCGGAAUAAAAUGCAAUUAUGGCAUUCGUUUCCACUUGCAAAUGGAUUUUCGCCGGAAGCAAAUAACCCAGAAAUGAGAACCAAACCUGCAUUAUAUUCCACUAUGGCUCCAGAAGAGGGUUUUAUGGUGUGCGAAAGCUCACGCGUCAUGCGAAACGUAACACGGAGGGGAUGGUCGUGAGUGUCAGUUUGCAUUUCUUAGUGCAGAAAGUAUUGAUCUGAUGUGUAGAGAUCUUUCCUAUUCUACUUAAUUCAAGAGGGUUCUGGAAGCUUCUCUGUGUGAGAGAAGCAGGCAGAAAGUUCAUGAUUGUUUGGGUUAUAUACCUUCAGAGAAACUGAGUACAGCUGGUUAAAAAUGGUUCUCUUAUCUCUUUAUAAAAGUAAGGCCAGAAGGAGCCCGAGUUUGACUUUCUCUUUCUGUCUCUCUUUUCUGGCAGUAUGCUGAAUGUUAAGGUUUAGACUUAUCAUAAGUUAAGUAAUUGUAAGUUUGUUAAGUCUGCUGCAACUGGAUUUCUUAGGGACAGUGCCAGUCCUGAAUGUAUUGGAUUUGUGACCAUUAUGCUCAUUUGCCUUCAGUAGCAGUAAACGCUCUGCUGGAUGAAAUUGCCUCUGGUCUAUUUUGGGGGAAUCCUGCAAUGUGUUCAAGUUUUCACUCUGCUAACUAUACAGUGAAAUCUACUCUGGAUCACUAUUGAGUAGACUUCCAUUGACGGUGAGCCCGAAAUACACUGCCAUGGGAAUGCAGCCUGAGGUGUCCCCCGCGUGGCCCAUUUGGAAUAUCUCCUGCACAACCCCCACUAUAAGGCACAGGACUUGCACGCUGUUUUGAGAGAGACAGGUUGGCCAGGGAGAAGACUGUUGGAAAGGGUGCAUGGAAGUGUAAGACAACCAUGGAAGAUGGAGAACCCAGCCUCCUUCCCUCUUCAGCAGGCUGCCAAGGCCUUCUUUGCGAUCACUGCCUUAGCAUUUGGGUUUUCACAGUGCAGGCUAAUGUGGGAAUUGAGUUGGAGAUCAGAGGUGGCUUCUUCCAUCCAAGGACAUCAGUUGUGGUGGACCGUGUGGCCACCCACUCUCCUCCGGGGGUGGGGGAUGUAGUCCCGUGUUGCCCGGGGGAUCUUGGCCGCGUCAGCGACCGGCCAGCCAAUCAGCUGGCCAGGGGGCGUGGCCAGGGCCAUUUAAUCAGAGGCGCGAGCUGGAGGGCUUCUUCUUUGGCUCGCUUCCUCAAUCUCCCACCCUCCUUCCCUAUUUUGCAGGUUUUAGUCAUUGGCCUUGCUAUGGACCUUGGUUGGUCGCCAUUGAGGGGCCUGGUACGAAUUUUUCCACUUGGCAAAUUGGCACAGUCCAUUUGGAUUUCGCCUACCUCGUAGCAAUGGUCACAACUUUGUUAGGGUUGCGGUUAGGCAUUGUUUGACCUUGUGAUGGGGGAGGGGAGGUGUGGCCAUCACCUGCCCCUCCAAGCUUAAGGGUAUUCCAUUAAAGGAAUCCGGGGGUGUGGAUCUUGUCCGAAGCCCUGUUGGGGGCUAGGGCCUUGACACGACCCCGACGGGAACAUCAGGGGGAGCUCGAGUUGGUCUGCAUCGACGGGGCUCCCCCUUCCGGUGGUUUACCCUUACCGGACUCCCUGCGCAUCGGGCAGGAGUCAGAUAUAGUCGGGUCCAUUCAAUGCCUAAGCCGAUACCGCUCACAUUCUGUAAUCAAUAAAGCUGUGGCCAAAAUUUGCCCAAUAACAUUAAUUCAAUAUUUGUGUCCUUGUGUGUGUUAGUGCCACACUAAAAGACUGAGAGAUUACAAAUGCAGAACAAAUGCGGAUUUAAGUGUGCUGCUCCUUUCCUUCUUCUCCAAAGGGGACCUCAUUCCCAGGCACCAGCAAGUCUUCAGCACAAACCAGUUCUUCAGCGGGGUGAGAGUUCCAGACCCAGAAAGCAUGGUGAGAAAGCCCCCCCCCCUUGCACAAGUCCUGUUGCAAACAAGACACAGGAGGCUCCUCCACUUCCUAGGUUUUUAAGGCCUUUUUGGGUCUCCAGGCAAAGGAUUGCUUUUUUGUUUUCGGCUGCCUGGAGAUGAGGCCCAUUGUCUGGGAACUAGCGACCAGCUCAAUGGAAUGGCUGGCUCCUGGAUGUGGUUUCGGAGACACGUAGACGCUGGCAAUUGGGACGUCUGCGCCCGCAUUUCAGUGGUUGGGAGGGAAGGAACACUCUUGGAAACGGAGAAGAAAAUUGAAGGUCUCCAGGUCCAAAGGGGCAAGAUUGGCGCGUCUGCUUUCUGACCUGUCCAGGGAGCGAGUUCUUCUUCAAAUAUAGAACUAUAGCCGCUCUGAGCCCGGCUUUGGCUGGGGAGGGCGGGAUAUAAAUAAAGUUAUUAUUACCAUAUUUUUCGCUCUAUAAGACGCACCAGUCCACAAGAUGCACCUAGUUUUUGGAGGACGAAAACAAGAAAAAAAAUAUAUUCUGAAUCUCAGAAGCCAGAACAGCAAGAGGGAUUGCUGCGCAGUGAAAGCAGAAAUCCUUCUUGCUGUUCUGGCUUCUGGGACAGCUGCGCGGCCUGCAUUCGCCCCAUAAGACGCACACACAUUUCCCCUUACUUUUUAGGAGGGAAAAAGUGAGUCUUAUAGAGCAAAAAAUACGGUAUUAUUAUUAUUAUUAUUCAGGUUUUUUGAAGUGGAAAAAAAAACAUGAAAGGGGGGAGGGAACGUCUAAGCCAAUGAUGCUCAUUAUUUUGUCCUCCUUUCCCCCCAGGAGCCUCUAGAAAUGAAAUUUCCAGGCAUUUCCUACUCGGCUCUCGGACUCAUGAAGGUGAGCACAUACCGUGGUUUUCUGAGGCUGGGCCAGGCUUCUACAGGCUGCUUUGCAUACAGAAAGUCCCAGAUUCAGUCCCCAACAGCAGGACGAGAUUUCAGGCUUACCAUCCACAUUAAAAUGCACUGGCAUUUUGAGUUGGCUCUUUUGCCUUCAUACCUGCUUAACCUUCUUUACCGAAACCCAGUUUAGCAAGUUUAACCAUCCAUUUCCAUUUCAUUUGCCUAACGCUCAUUUGAGAGGGCCAUUUGGAACUCGCUGCUUUGCUUGCAAUUAAGUUGAUGAUUGACCAAGCCCUCGGCAGUCUUUUUCCCAUUUCUUUUUUAUAUAAGCAAACCAGGAAAGGGGAGUAAACAAGUGGAACUUGCAACGAAGCAUUCGCAGAGCGGAGUGUUUCUGCUCAGCCGCUCCAUUUCAAUCGUCUCCUAAUUUCCCUCUCCCUUCUCCCCCAAAGUCAGCUCACAUUCUAUGCCCACUAAGUACUGCUGGGUUCGAGGUUUUUUUUUUGUGAACCCAUGGGCUGUUUCCCUCCCCUUUUUUUGUCAGCUCUGCAAACCUCUGCAAGCCUUCCGAAUAAAAAAAUGUAAGGUCAUAUAUAUAUAUAUAUAUAUAAUGUUCAUAACUGCAUAUCUAAACCACAUGUCUGAAACCCCACAGAAAAAGUCCUGAAACCAUUUUGUCCCUCCCAAAUUGACCUCAUAUAUUUCUCUGCAAGGUCGAAGGAAAAUGGAAAAGGCUCCCCAUUGUCUUUUCGUUCACAAAUCCUGUCUCAUGGGUAUGUCUGUGUAUGAAUAGGGUGAGCCUGUGACCUGGCUCAGGAACUAAGUAUUUGUCAUUACAAAAGACUGGCCAGGCGCCCCAGGGUAUCCAGUCAAGUAACCAUUAACAGGUAAAAUGCCAGAAAGGAGAUAAACAAUGCACUCAGAUUUCUGCUGUAGACCACCUUUUCUGUGAUGUAUGUAUGAUGUUUCUGGGGGUGGUCUUGGACUCCAGGGCGGGCAAUUUAAAAUAUCUAUAUAAGGGCAGACACACCUGGGUUCUGGGUCCUCUUCCUUCUCCUGCUUCUGAAGGAGGCACCCUGUUGCAACAGUUCAAUAAAGAUCAAGCUCACGAGCUGCUUUGCUUCUCAAUAUUCUCUGGUUGGCCUCUGUUAUUUUCUCUGACCGAUGGAGAACCUACAAAGGACUCUAUAAGGGCUCUUGUGUCCCCCAUAAGGGAAUAAGGGCAGAUUUUUGUUUAUUACAUCAUUGUGGCAUCUGGUUGGCCAAGGUGAGAUCAGGAUUUCAGGUGGUGGGCCACUGGUCUGACCCUGCAGGGCUGUUCUUACGUUCUUAACAUAGGAAGCUGCCUUAUAUUGGGAGAUGUGAUUAGUCCAUCUGCCUCAGCAAUGCAGGCAGCCAACAUUCCCAGGCCGGAAUUGAACCCAGAACCUUCUGUGUGGGGAAGCAGGCACUGUUGCCACUGAGCCACGCUUGGUUUGUGUCUGCAUCCUCCAGACUCUUUGCUUUUUUUCCUUAUCGCAGGGCUGCCUCCACAUGGAUCCUGCGGAAAGGCUUACUUGUGAGCAGCUCCUGCAGCACCCCUACUUCGACAGCGUCCGAGAGGUUGAGCUGGGGAGGGAGCGAGAGAGAUCCCUCACGCGGAAGCCAAACCGGCCCACGCGGAAGCACAUCCCCGGGGUAAGAGGCUGCUCAGAUAUUUCAGGGGUCUCAGGGAUCAAAUUGCAUGGCAGCCAGGAACACCCUCCUGCUGCUGACAGGCCACCCAGUCCCUGCUGAGCCCUGGACAUAAUCCCCACAUGUCUUGACCCUCAGCUCCAUCUGGUACGCAGGAUGAGACCCUCCCUGCCCACACAGACUGUCUCACCAGAGUGGUGCAUGCUCUGGUUAUCUCCUGCUUGGACUACUGCAAUGCGCUCUACAUGUGGCUACCUUUGAAGGUGACCCGGAAACUACAACUAAUCCAGAAUGCGGCAGCUAGACUGGUGACUGGGAGCGGCCGCUGAGACCACUUAACACCAGUCUUGAAAGUCCUACAUUGUCUCCCAGUACGUUUCCGAGCACAAUUCAAAGUGUUGGUGCUGACCAUUAAAGCCCUAAACGGCCUCGGCCCAGUAGACCUGAAGGAGCGUCUCCACCCCCAUCGUUCUACCCAGACACUGAGGUCCAGCUCCGAGGGUCUUCUGGCGGUUCGCUCACUGCAAGAUGUGAGGUUAUAGGGAACCCGGCAGAGGGCCUUCUCGGUGGUGGCACCCGCCCUGUGGAAUGCCCUCCUACCAGAUGUCAAAGAGAAAAACAAUUACCAGAUUUUUAGAAGCCAUCUGAAGCCAUCCCUGUUUAGGGAAGUUUUUAAUGACUGAUGUUUUAAUGUAUUUUUAAUCUUCAGUUGGAAGCCGCCCAGAGUGGCUGGGGAAACCCAGCCAGAUGGGCAGGGUAUAAAUAAAUAAUAUUAGUAAUUAUUAUUAUUAUUAUUAUUAUUAUUAUUAUUAGGGCCUGUGCUCCUUUGGAGAAUUGAAGACGUGGCGGUUUCUUAAUGGCCCUAGUUUGGCCAGGUCCUUUUGCACACGAUAACCCAGGAAUUCCUCUGCAGCUGGCAUUUCUUCCUUCAUAUCCCAAAUAAUCUGCAAUUUAUUAAUUUCUAGGGUUUAGGGGGGUCCCAGCCUCAAAACUAUAGUGAUACUUUUACCGGCAUGGGUGGUGCCAGAGGUCAGCAGGACUGGGUCUAGACUAGAUGACCCUUGUGGUACGUCCCAAUUCUUUGAUUCAAAUUUACAAACUUGGGGCCAGGAUACUGCAGGGAUUGCCUGAACCCUUCUAUCCCAGCUUGAUCCAUGAGAUCUUCUACAGAAGCUCCUUUGGUCAUUCCCCACGUUGGUGAGGCUCAUUUCACAACAACAAUAAACGGAGCCUUUAGUUAUUGGCCCAGUCCUGUGGAACUCCCUGCCAACAACAGAGACUCAGGCGAGGACAAUUCAGGGGCCAGGAGAAAGCAAUCUUCAAACAAGCCUUUGGCUGAUUAAACAACGUAUGGCCUUUUAAAUGUGUCUUGGAAGCUAUCGCUUCCUUGAUAUUAUGCUAUGUAUCUUGUGCUUUUAAGUUGUAAGCUAGCCUGUGAUCUUCAAAUGAACAUACAUUUUUAUUAUUAAGCAGGUGUCUUCUGUGCCAAACGUUGAACACCUACUGGAAAUUUUUCUAUUUUGUCGGGCCUGUGUUUAACAAUGCAUCUUUCUACAAUAAUGCAUCUUGCCACCUUUUUAGUUAUAUGGUUUUAUUGAAUGGUUCUAUUGUCGUAAACCACUUUGAUUUUUUUAUGUAUAGUGGUAUACAGAUAUUUUUCUUUAAAAAAUAAAUAAAUUCAAAACCAGCACCACCAAAAAAGGGUGGAUCCAGCCCCCAGCUGCCCGUUCACCUUUGUGUCAUUUUCAGAACAGUUUACAUUGUUGUCCUUUGCUAAACUGAAAAGUGGAUGGUCAACUGCCUGCAAGUUACUCUUUAUUCUCUCUUCUUAGUUACAGUACCUGCCCCAGUUAACCAGCAGCAACAUUCUACCUGCUUUGGAUAACAAGAAGUACUAUUGCAGCACAAGGAAACUGAACUACCGUUUCCCAAACAUCUAA
Messenger RNA from Podarcis lilfordi (Lilford's wall lizard), 27181 nucleotides. The record is from the annotation of a GenBank genome assembly. Lineage: Eukaryota; Metazoa; Chordata; Lepidosauria; Squamata; Lacertidae.